CCGUCAUUCUAGGAGGAUAAGAGCAAGAUACUGUUAACAAGUGCAGGAAAUGGCUUUCGGAGUUUCGAUAUCAGUCUAUAUCUUAUUCAAUGCUGUGACAGCAGUGACUGAAGAGGCAGCCAGGACUGUAACACCCCCAAUCACAACCCAGCAAAGUAACUGGACUGUUAACAAAACAGAAGCUGGCUACACAGAAGGACCCAUAGCGUUGAGGUUCUCACAUCCUUGCCUGGAAGACCACCAUAGUUACUGCAUCCAUGGUGUCUGUGCAUUCCACCAUGAGCUGGAGAAAGCCAUCUGCAGGUGUUUUCCUGGUUAUACUGGAGAAAGGUGUGAGCACUUGACCUUAACUUCAUAUGCUGUGGAUUCUUAUGAAAAGUACAUUGCAAUUGGGAUUGGCGUUGGAUUAUUAUUAAGUGGUUUUCUUGUUAUUUUUUACUGCUACAUAAAAAAGAGGUGUCUAAAAUUGAAAUCACCUUACAACAUCUGUUCCGGAGGAAGACCACUAUGAGGCCUUUGUAAGAAAUUUUCAUGAGUCAUUGGUGAAAAUCAGUGGGCCCAAA
Molecule: messenger RNA, 563 nt
Organism: Lipotes vexillifer (Yangtze River dolphin)
Lineage: Eukaryota; Metazoa; Chordata; Mammalia; Artiodactyla; Lipotidae
Gene: EPGN
Product: epithelial mitogen
Exons: 5
Coding region: 50-511 (153 amino acids)
Biological process (GO): positive regulation of mitotic nuclear division; epidermal growth factor receptor signaling pathway; positive regulation of cell population proliferation
Molecular function (GO): epidermal growth factor receptor binding; growth factor activity
Source: RefSeq, a predicted model, not a curated record